This is a messenger RNA of Prorocentrum cordatum, 339 nucleotides long. The record is from the annotation of a GenBank genome assembly. NCBI's taxonomy places the organism in Eukaryota, Dinophyceae, Prorocentrales, Prorocentraceae.
AUGGUCAUUCGAGAGUCCUCCACCCGCUCGCUCCAUCUGCACCUCUUGCAUCUCUCGGUCCAGGCUCCAUGGGACUCAAAUGGCGGCGCUGGGAUCAGUGCGUGCGAGAAGGCCGAGCAGUGGCAGCCUGCGCUGGCGCUGCUGAGCGAGAUGGGGGAGGCGAAGCUGGAGCCCAACGUCAUCAGCUAUAGCGCUGGCAUCAGCGCGUGCGAGAAGGGCGAGCAGUGGCAGCGGGCGCUGACGCUGCUGAGCGAGAUGUGGAAGGGCGAGCAGUGGCAGCGGGCGCUGGCGCUGCUGAGCGAGAUGGCGAGCAGUGGCAGCGGGCGCUGGCGCUGCUGA